Messenger RNA from Ilex paraguariensis (yerba mate), 531 nucleotides. Lineage: Eukaryota; Viridiplantae; Streptophyta; Magnoliopsida; Aquifoliales; Aquifoliaceae. The record is from the annotation of a GenBank genome assembly.
AUGGAAAUUGAUGAAAUGCCAUCAAUAGAAAGAGAUGAUAUGAUCCCAUUAGGACGUAUUGAUGUAGAUAAUAUAUUGCGUGACCAAUCAAUGGAAAAUGUAGAUGAAGAAGAUGACAACUUCAUUAAUAUAAGUGAUAUCGAAGGAGAUUCUUGCAGUAUUACACUAUGGCCGGAUCGGGGAAACAAGGAGCUGCAAGGUGUGGUGGAAGACAAUUAUCCUUAUUGCUUCUGGGUCGGGUUCAUUAGCAUCUUAGAAAAAACACAGGGUCGUGCUAAUGGUGGUACAUUGCCACUUGCACAAAAGUCUCAUUAUUCCACAAGUGUGCAUACUGUUCUUUUGCAAGAGGGACAUGUUGAACAUAAUGCGUUUAUGUUCUCAACAAAAUCAUCUACCAACAUUAUUCACACUUUCUCUUUAGAGUCAUCCUCAAUGAGGAGGAAAUGGGGACCAACCCAAAAUAUUGCGCUUGCCAAAAAAAAGCAAGCCGACGAGAAGCUUAAUGUAGAGAUGCUUGAAGAGCUUGGGUGA